UGUCCAUAGUAAAACAUCUUGUCCCGUAUAACUAUAACCAAUUAAGGAAAAUACCUCUUUCGGGUGAUAGUGAAACGUUACAAAACCUCGGCAGUUGGAAUUAAGAUACAGUAAAUAAAAUUGAAGCCAUAUAGUGUAGUGAACACUUGCUCAAUUGAAGAAAUACGUUGACGUAAAUGAGUUGCUAAUUUUUGUACAAUGCGUAAUUUUUGUACCUUUUUUAGGUUACGUUGUCAUUACAUCAAUCAAUAUAUCAAACUUUUGUAAUUGAUAACUGACUUAAUUUUCUGUCCACGAGACAGCUUAGACUUCCAAACAUAGAGUAUAUGACGUCAAUUAAUAUUGAUCUAGCAUUGCAAAAGCACCUUUAUUGCCUUGACCUUAACGAUGAAUUUACAUGUGCGUAUCAAAUUUGUAUUCAGAAAGUAUCUGAAGAAGCCUGAUCUGUGAUUUAGAACUGAUGUAAUUUCAUGUAAUUCAAUGUCGUGGAAAAUUUAAAAUUAUAUAAUAUAAAACUUAGUGUAUUUGUUAUACUCUAAUUGUUGUAAUAAUUUCCGUUUAAACUUUGAAUGUUAAGAUAGAUACUCUCUGAUAGACAAGGAUGUCAAAUUCCCAAAGAGUUUUCGAUUAUAAUGAUGAGUCUCAGGCGGAUAAAUUGGCAAGGAAAUCCAAGGACUCCCCGUUUAUGAUAAUAGGUAUAUUGGGAUUAAUAGGUGUUUGCGGCUAUGGUGUUUACCAAUAUAAGCAUAAAGGAAAAAUGAGUACCAGUGUUUUCUUAAUGCAACUCCGGGUCGCAGCACAGGGCACUGUUGUAGCAGCUCUAACUGUCGGUCUAGCCUACAAUUUAGCAAAAGAACAUAUAUUCAAAGAUAAAAAAGAAUAGACAAAAUUUCUUAAGGAAACUAAUACAAUAAACAGCUGUAUGUAACAUUUAAACUGAAUCUAUAAAUUAAAUCUCAAUGGUAAUCUCUUGCAUGAAUCAGUAUCAGGCUUGAAUGUGUCAACAAAUGUAUAAUAAUGCCUCAUUUUCUCUGUAAGAUUCUAAUGUCUCCUGCUAAUAGAUUUCUGCAAAGCAAUUCCAUAUCAAUCACCAACAUUCAUAUAUCAAAUGUAUGUUAUGUAUAUGGUAUGUAAAUGUAAAAUACACUAAAAAAAAAUAUAAAUAAUAAUAAGACAAUGAUUGAAAGAAUUAUUUACCAAAAAUAUAUUUCAUAAUUAUUUGCUUUCUAUAUUUAUGACUUUUAUGGUUAUUUUAAAAUAUUUCAUUAACCUCAAAUUAUGAUUUUUUGCACUGGUUUCUAAAAAUGUAGAGGCAUUAUUGUAUUGUUUCCCUAAUUUAUAUGUUAAUAUAGUUUAGGAACUAAUUUAUGUUCUGUGAUUUAGCUUGUAUUACAUGUGUAACAUGUAUGUGAUCAUGUGUUAUUUAUUUCAUUGUUAGAUCUAAGUAAUAAUCUCAUGUAAACAAAAUUCACACAAAUUAUAGUUAAUUAUAUUUUUUUAAUAAACUAUUAAUGACAUAUGCUAAUAAGGUCAGAUGCAACCUACAAAAAUGAUUAUUUUGCCAUAAUUUUCUAUGUAUACAUAUAAGUAAACAAAAUUAAUUGAUUUUAUCAGAAUAUAACCUAGAUAUUCAUUAUUUUUGUGCCUAAAUAUACUUUGUUUUAUAUAAUUCUUAUAAAUAUAGUGUUCUAUAUUUAAUAAUAUGUAGAUGUAUUAGAAGCCUGGGAAAUUUAUGGAAAAAAUAGCAACAGCUUUUAUUUUAUUGAUCUGUAAGUAAAACUAGAAAACUAUUUAAAGAAAUGUUUUACAAUGUGAUAUUCAUGUUCUGUUUCAAAUUAGAAAUAAAAAUCAAUGAAAUAAUAAAUGUUUUAAAGUUCCAGUCUACAACUUUUAUGUAUUAGUGUCCUUUCGCUUUUUAGAAUGAUUUUGCAUAAUAAUUUAACCAUAGUGGUAGUACAUUACCAGAUAUUGGAUCAUACCAUUACUUUGUAGUCAGAAUAAUUAUUAUUUAUCACUACACUACUUACUACUAAGCAGUUUUUACUGUUUAAUAUUUGUAAUAUUAACCAGUAAAAUCUGGGUUAAGCCGUUUCACUAAUGUAUUAUAUAAACUACA
Achroia grisella is the source of this 2116-nucleotide messenger RNA. Its product is annotated as HIG1 domain family member 1A, mitochondrial. NCBI's taxonomy places the organism in Eukaryota, Metazoa, Arthropoda, Insecta, Lepidoptera, Pyralidae. The transcript has 3 exons. Bases 602 to 883 code for a protein of 93 amino acids. Gene Ontology annotation, biological process: mitochondrial respirasome assembly. Gene Ontology annotation, cellular component: mitochondrion. The record is from RefSeq and is a predicted model, not a curated record.